CCCCUCUGCGGCAUCAUCUUUGCCUGUGCGGUUGGAUCCGUUCCAUGGGAUAGUUGGCGUGACCAAGUAAGUGCGCUCCUAAGGGGCAUGGCGCUUUCUUCCUUCUCUGCGCCCUCUUGCGCGAUUGCUUCUUCAUGGUGAACCAGGCCGACAUCAAGGCCGUAGAGCACGUGCUGCAGAACGAGGGGAAAAGUGCUGCGGACAUCCAGAACAUGAAGGCCAAGGAUUGGGGCUUCUUUUUGAGGAACGCAAGGCGUCGUGUUGCCGCCCCAGAGGUCCUCCUGCCACGAUUUGAUGCUGUGAUCAGUGCUUGCAAGGAUAUCAGGGACGCCAAGGCCGGCCAAGUGCUCCUCUCGCCGGCAGCGAUGAAGGCCGUUGAGUUGGUGCGAGAGCACAUCCGGCUCUGAUGCUUCAGCGACCCCGUCGGAGUCCCGCUCUA
This is a messenger RNA of Ectocarpus sp. CCAP 1310/34, 439 nucleotides long. NCBI's taxonomy places the organism in Eukaryota, Phaeophyceae, Ectocarpales, Ectocarpaceae. The record is from the annotation of a GenBank genome assembly.